GAAAUGACGUCAUUACGAGAAUUGCCAGACGACAAACGUCAAGUGACAAAUACGGAAGGAUGCCGCUUUAUUCCAGUCCUCAAGUCGUUUCAGAUUCUAGACCGGAAUUAUAUGAAGAAGUUCGAUUGCACAGAACUGCAAGAGAAAGAGAAAAGUAUGAUAACAUGGCCGAUUUAUAUGCUGUCAUUAACACACUUCAAUGUUUAGAAAAAGCAUAUAUUAAAGACAGUGUUACUCCAAAAGAAUAUACAGCUGCAUGUUCAAAACUAUUAGUACAAUAUAAAGCAGCUUUUAAACAGGUCCAAGGAGAUGAAUUUCCAACUGUUGAAUCAUUUAUGAAGAAGUUUAGGUUGGAUUGUCCUGCUGCAAUGGAGCGAAUCAGAGAAGAUCGCCCCAUUACUAUCAAAGACGAUAAGGGUAAUACAAGUAAAUGUAUCGCAGAUAUUGUAUCACUUUUUAUAACUAUAAUAGAUAAACUGAGAUUGGAGAUAAGAGCUAUGGACGAGCUUCAACCCGAUUUGAAAGAAUUAAAUGAAACGAUGAGUAGAUUAAGCUUGAUAAAGGAAGACUUUGAAGGAAGAGUUAAAGUCACCGAAUGGUUGAAAACUAUGUCUUCGAUGACUGCAUCGGAUCAGCUGAAUGAAAGUCAAGUGCGGCAGCUGAUUUUUGAUUUGGAAUCCUCUUACAAUGCCUUCAAUCGACUUCUCCAUGAGAGUUAAAGCAAUGUAUUUUUUUUUUUUUUUUUAUUAAUCACACAAAUUUAUAAAAUUUAAUUACAAACUUACACUUAUUUCUAAUUCUAUUCAAGAACUUUAAUGUUAAAUUGCUGACAUCCACGUAUUUGUCGAGCAGUUCGAACAUGUAUAUAAUCAGUACAAGAUUGAUUAAAAUUAUGUAAAUAUUGUCUAAAAA
Messenger RNA from Centruroides sculpturatus (bark scorpion), 912 nucleotides. It is a transcript of the gene Vps28, whose product is annotated as vacuolar protein sorting-associated protein 28 homolog. The transcript is spliced from 8 exons. The coding region runs from base 60 to 719 and encodes 219 amino acids. Lineage: Eukaryota; Metazoa; Arthropoda; Arachnida; Scorpiones; Buthidae. The record is from RefSeq and is a predicted model, not a curated record. Gene Ontology annotation, molecular function: protein-containing complex binding. Gene Ontology annotation, biological process: protein transport to vacuole involved in ubiquitin-dependent protein catabolic process via the multivesicular body sorting pathway. Gene Ontology annotation, cellular component: ESCRT I complex.